AUGAGGAGUUUUACGCAGCAGAGAUUUUUGACCCUUUCAAGGCGGGUUAAGGGUCUAGCGCCAGGCGCGUUUACGAAUCAGGGAAUCAAGGGAUAUGCGACGCUAGAACGGCAAGAAGGAGCAUUGGAUUGCUUCAAAGAGAGAGCGCUGAGGCGGUUUAACGACAGCUGGUGGAAGUGGGUUCCCGCUACGGCUUUAGCAUUUUUUUGGAUUGAAUGGUCGCAUAAUUUCAACGAACAGCAAAAACGAAAAUCACCAGCGGACUACGAAAACGAUGAGUAG
Molecule: messenger RNA, 282 nt
Organism: Oikopleura dioica
Lineage: Eukaryota; Metazoa; Chordata; Appendicularia; Copelata; Oikopleuridae
Source: the annotation of a GenBank genome assembly